Messenger RNA from Antrostomus carolinensis (chuck-will's-widow), 267 nucleotides. RefSeq names its product gonadotropin releasing hormone 1 (gene GNRH1). Gene Ontology annotation, molecular function: gonadotropin-releasing hormone receptor binding; gonadotropin hormone-releasing hormone activity. The record is from RefSeq and is a predicted model, not a curated record. Gene Ontology annotation, cellular component: extracellular region. Lineage: Eukaryota; Metazoa; Chordata; Aves; Caprimulgiformes; Caprimulgidae. Gene Ontology annotation, biological process: reproductive process; multicellular organism development.
AUGGAGAUGUCCAGGAAGAUCUUUGUCAGUGCUUUCCUCCUGUUUGUCCUGUCUGUGGAAACCUGCUUGGCUCAACACUGGUCUUACGGCCUGCAACCAGGAGGAAAAAGGAAUGCUGAAAACCUGGUAGAAUCAUUUCAAGAGAUUGCAAAUGAAAUGGAAAAAUUUGGGGAAGCAGAGAGGAGCGAAUGUCAUUCCAGGUUUGGCAAUCUGAAGGAAGCCAUGGAAAGUCUGAUUGAAGGAGAAGCUAGACGAAAGAAGAUUUAA